Harpegnathos saltator (Jerdon's jumping ant) is the source of this 1777-nucleotide messenger RNA. RefSeq lists its product as uncharacterized. The transcript has 2 exons. Bases 224 to 718 code for a protein of 164 amino acids. The record is from RefSeq and is a predicted model, not a curated record. NCBI's taxonomy places the organism in Eukaryota, Metazoa, Arthropoda, Insecta, Hymenoptera, Formicidae.
UUUCUAUAAUAAUAAAGAUAACCUCACUGAAAAACAGUUAGACAUUGAUGAAAAUUGUCAAUUACAACCUGAACCUGAAAUAAUCGAGAAUUCUGAAGUUAAUUUGAAUACAAGCAACAUUGAUGAUACUACUAUCGUUACUGAAGGUAACUCAGAUCAGUCGUCCAACAUACAAACAAUAAAGUCACACAACUCACCAUCAACAAGUUACAGUCAGGAAUCGAUGAGGGACAAACAAAUAUUAUCAGGAAAGUGCAAAAGAUGUAUAUAUUCUACAAAACUAUUAGAAAGCAAUGAAGCUUUAAAAAGGAAACUAAAACAAUCGAAAGAUCGUAAUAGAAAAUUGAAAAAAGAAAACAACACCAAUUUAUACAAAAUGAAACUGAAACGAAUGUUCACAAAUGAUCAAUUGCGUGCUUUGCUAACAGACUCUAUAAGAUCAAGACAUUGGGAUAACGAAACAAUUAUAAAAGCAUUACGUCUCAAAUUUGCUUGUGGUGAACGUGGUUAUGAAGAAUUAAGAAAACAAAAUAUACCAUUACCAAGUAUUAGAACACUGCAAAAUAGGUUACAAGGUCUCAAAUUUUCAAGCGGAAUAUCUGAUGAAAUAUUUGAGUUCCUAAAACUUAAGAUACCGAAUUUCGAAAAUGAAAGAGAUAAAGAAUGUUCUUUAAGUAUGGACGAAAUGAGUAUUGCCCACAAAUAUAGUGCAUUUUGAUCACUUUGUAGAAUUACUUGAGCAACAAAAAGACUUAGAGUUUUUGUUAACGCCAAAACUACAUAAAUCUUAUGUACAAUGUGAUAAUCAGUUUUCAAAAAUGCGUGUGAAUAGAGCAAAAAAUGUUUUAAGUACAGACGUAAGCAGUGCUCUAGAAUUUUUGGCAGAUGAAAAUAAUGCUCCUCAAUAUAUAGCAACAGCUUGGUUUGUGAAGAUAAUUGCCACAUGGUUCACAUUAAUGACAGCAAGACGCUGUUCAGUAGCUUUAGGAAAAUUAUAUAUAGAUAAGCUCAAUGAAAAUGUUUCUUUUUUACAUGAAUGUAUAUAUCUUUUUAAACACUUAACAGUUGGUAGUAAAGGUCAAUUUAAGCCCGUGCAAAGAGGCAUAAUAAUUGCCACAACAUCCAUUAUAGAGCUUACUCAGUUUUUGUUAGAAGAGAGAGCAUUUCAAUUUGUUUAUACUGCUCGUUUUACUCAAGACUGUGUUGAGAAUUUAUUUUCAGUUAUAAGAUCAAAGAAUCCUGUUCCUAACGCUUUACAAUUUAAGAAUAAUUUAAAACUUAUUUGUAUUUCAUUGUAUAUACGUAAUAUUAUAGAAAGCAACUACGAAGAAGAUGACACAAAUUACUUAAGUGGUUUUUUAGAUGUUAUUAUUUCAAAGAAAGAAACACCUUCAUGUAAUAAUAACAUAGAUAGGUCAUUACAUAUCAGUGUAGCAGAAAUUCCCACCGUGAAUAAUAUCGAAAUGAACAUUUUAUAUAACAUAGCUGGGUACAUAAUUCAUAGUCUACAAAAAAAUACGCAGUUAUGUAAGAAAUGCAUUCGUUCAGUUUGUAAUAUUAAGGGCAAAACUUUGUAUUAUGAUAAAUUAGUACGAAUACGUUGUUACAAAACAAACACAUUAUUUCACGUUAAUAAAGCGACAUUGGAUAUGUUUCUACAAAUGGAGCAUAUAUUUAGGCAGUACCAGAAACAAAUAAAAUCUAUUGUGACAUAUAAUGUAAAAAUGUAAUCAGAACAAUUAUUUACUUCUUACAUAAAGUGCAAUUUUAUACCAAA